AUGGCAGAUAUCGGGGACCAUCACUUCGUCAAGGCCUCAAAACAAGUCCUGGUCCCUCAGCCAUCCGCCGACAAACAUGACCCCUUGAAUUGGAGCCUCUGGUGGAAAGUUUCGGCCAUCGCUACGUCCAGUUUCGUCACGUUUAUGAUGGCUUUCGGACCAUUGGCUCUGGCUCCAAUGUUUCCCGCCUACCAGGAGCUGUACCACAGGGACUUGGAGGCGGUGGUGCAGUUUACUGGCGUCUGUAUCCUGGUUCUUGGGUUCAGCAACUUUAUAUGGGUCCCCAUAAGCACGUCGUUCGGUAGGAGAUGCGCAUACAUGCUCUCCAUUUCCAUUUGCCUUGCAUCCAUGAUCUGGCGGGCGCUCGCGACGUCCUAUGGCUCAUUUAUGGGUGCUUGCGUACUCAAUGGCAUUGGAGCCGGGCCGGCCGAAACAAUCCAACCUGCCGUCAUCACGGAUAUCUUCUUCCUUCACGAUCGGGGGACUUGGAAUACGUUCUAUUGGGUCAUGUACAUGGGUUCGCUGAUUGUGGCUCCAAUUGUUUCCGGUCCGAUGGCAGAGCACGUGGGCGUUGCCUCGUUCUGGUGGCUAAACACAGGUCUUUGUGUCCUUGCUCUAGUGAUGGUUGUCUUCUGUUUUCCAGAGACAAAAUGGGGUCCUCGAAGUGAGACAGGUGAGUUUGCAGCCGGAGAGGUCAAGAUCUCCCCCGACGAGAAAGUUGCCAAUGAUGAGAAACUGGGGGACCGGGUUUCCGCUGCUCAAGGGGACAGUCCAGUACGCGAGGCUGAACUUACUCGUGAGGAGACUGGAGCCAGAGACCCUUGGAUUGGCCGCGGAUCCCCAUCUCGGAGUCAAUAUUGGCUAUACCAGCCCAAUCCUCAUCCCUGGAAGUCUAUCAUCAACGACGUGUGGACGCCUUGGAAACUCUUCGCGUUCCCUAUCGUCGAGUACGCGGCGUUUGUGGUUUCAUGGUCCUGCGCGGUUUACCUGUCGAUCAAUCUCACCCAAAGCCAGGCGCUCGCCGCACCACCUUACGACUUUAGUCCGCAAGCCAUCGGAUUCACCAACUUCGCAAUUCUGAUCGGCGCGCUCAUCGGUCUGGUCACGGCGGGGCCUUUGAGCGACUGGGUCGCUGCGAAACUAACACAACGUAACUCGGGUAUCCGAGAGCCCGAAAUGCGACUGCCCGCGAUGAUCCCCUUUUUCCUGAUCAUGAUACUGGGGAACAUCGUUGUGGCGGUGGGCUAUCAGCACCACUGGCCCUGGCAAGCCAUCGUGGUUAUUGGAUUCACUUGCGCAGGCAUCCAGGUCGCAGCCUUGCCGUCCAUAUCCAGCACAUAUGCCGUGGACAGCUAUAAACCGGUCACUGGAAGUCUGUUCGUUGCGAUCACGGUGAACAAGAACGUUUGGGGUUAUGGAUUCUCGCGCUUCAUUACUCCUUGGAGCAUGGAAGUUGGCUUCAUCCCUCCGAUCAUGACCAACAUGGCCCUGACAGCGUUCUUCACCCUGUGCGGGGUCAUCUUCUUCUUCUAUGGUAAGACGUUCCGGAGGUGGAGCAAGAAUAGUAAGGUGCACAGAAUGUAA
Molecule: messenger RNA, 1584 nt
Organism: Eremomyces bilateralis CBS 781.70
Lineage: Eukaryota; Fungi; Ascomycota; Dothideomycetes; Eremomycetales; Eremomycetaceae
Product: MFS general substrate transporter
Exons: 4
Coding region: 1-1584 (527 amino acids)
Biological process (GO): transmembrane transport
Molecular function (GO): transmembrane transporter activity
Source: RefSeq, a predicted model, not a curated record